AUGGUGCAUGUUGCUACUGAAGCUUCUGUAAAAAUUGCUGCGGAUGUGAAACGAUAUGCUGGACGCUAUGAGGAGAUCACGAAAAGCUUAGCCGAAAGUAAUGCAGCAUUUGACAAGUUCAAGAAGGAGAUUGAUAGAGUGAGUUAUUGACG
This is a messenger RNA of Strongylus vulgaris, 152 nucleotides long. The record is from the annotation of a GenBank genome assembly. Lineage: Eukaryota; Metazoa; Nematoda; Chromadorea; Rhabditida; Strongylidae.